UAGAGGCAUUUAGCCCAAAUUUCUUUAGGCUUUCAAUUCUCCAUUCGUUAUCUUCGUCAAUUUAUUCUCUCGCUCUGUUACAAAGAACGUCGGAAGAAAAGGAAAAGCGAUGCAGAUCUUUGUCAAAACCCUAACUGGGAAGACGAUCACGCUCGAAGUUGAGAGCAGUGAUACCAUCGAUAACGUCAAAGCCAAGAUCCAGGACAAGGAAGGUAUUCCUCCCGAUCAGCAGAGACUAAUUUUUGCUGGUAAGCAAUUGGAAGAUGGUCGAACGCUUGCAGAUUAUAACAUUCAAAAGGAGUCAACCCUUCACUUGGUCUUGAGGCUUAGGGGUGGGACUAUGAUUAAGGUCAAGACUCUGACCGGGAAGGAAAUUGAGAUUGACAUUGAGCCAACUGACACAAUUGAUCGUAUCAAGGAGCGGGUUGAGGAGAAAGAAGGGAUUCCCCCUGUACAGCAAAGGCUCAUUUAUGCUGGUAAACAGCUUGGUGAUGACAAAACGGCUAAAGACUAUAACAUUGAGGGUGGUUCUGUUCUCCAUCUAGUGCUUGCCCUGAGGGGUGGUUAUCUGUGAAAGCAUUUUAUCUGUCACCUACUGAAAUUCUGAAUUUUCAGUUUUUAUUUUGUUGGUGCUGGAUGAAUGCAUGAGCGGCAUCUUGCAUGUGUGUGGAUAAAUGGAAAAGUAUUUGAGCCCAAACUUUUAUCAAUUACUCUGUAAUAGAGAUUUCAUCUCCUGUGUAUCUCCAUCUCUUUUCAAGUUCAACAUUAAGCCAUUUGGUUUGUGUGGAAGGAGUUUGUAAAAUUUAGUCCCAAAGUUUAUCAAUUUUUAUUGGGGGAAUGGAGCUCAAUUAUCAUUA
Benincasa hispida (wax gourd) is the source of this 857-nucleotide messenger RNA. Its product is annotated as ubiquitin-NEDD8-like protein RUB1. Gene Ontology annotation, molecular function: protein binding. The record is from RefSeq and is a predicted model, not a curated record. Lineage: Eukaryota; Viridiplantae; Streptophyta; Magnoliopsida; Cucurbitales; Cucurbitaceae.